UCAGAAGGUUUUUGGAGUGAUUCUGCAAUAUUAUCUUCUCCAACGCCGCCACCAGUACCGAAACAUCGCUAUCACUCGGAGAUUGAAGAAUACACCGAAAAACAAAUCACUGAUAUCGGAUACAGUCCGACUUCAACCGUUCCGGAAUUCAUUCGACCUUUUCAAAAUGAGUACCUCGUCACUGAGGGCGAAAAAUUUAAAAUGGACUGCCUGAUGAUUGGUAAUCCUCGCCCAAAAGUGCACUGGUAUUUUAACGACCAAAUUAUCAACGUGAACUCGAGAUUCUGCACC
Molecule: messenger RNA, 291 nt
Organism: Gongylonema pulchrum
Lineage: Eukaryota; Metazoa; Nematoda; Chromadorea; Rhabditida; Gongylonematidae
Source: the annotation of a GenBank genome assembly